UCGUCAGUCGACUGGCGAGUAGCGAGCGGUGAGGAUCUCACAUCGCUGUAUAGGCAUACGUACACCUCGCACGAUAUGUAACGUGACCGCGAGUGACGGUGACUUUGACACGAUGAAGUUUCCAGUGUUGUUGUUGUUGGGACCGUGCGUGGUGCUGGGGCUGGGAGGUGGCAACGACAUCGGCAGCUCCAGUCGCAUCGGCGGGCAUCCCAUCAUCCUGCACGGGCACGGGACCGCAGGGGAGUUGACCAAGUGUCCGUGGGCCUGCUCCUGUGUAGGACUCACUGUUGACUGUUCACAUCGAGGACUCACCCAGGUGCCCAGGAAUCUGCCCAAGGAUGCCGAGAGAGUGGAUCUUCAAGGCAACAACCUUACAGUGGUUUUCGAAACUGACUUCGAAGGAAUGUCCAGCUUGAGGAUUUUGCAACUGACGGACAACCAGAUCCACACCAUAGAGAAAGGUGCCUUCCAGAACCUCGAGUCUCUAGAGCGACUGAGGCUCAACAACAACCAGUUGCGCCAUCUGCCGGACUUGUUGUUUGGAAACAUGCCUCAUCUCAUCAGGCUGGAUCUCAGUCACAACCAACUGCAGAUGAUCGGCCGCAAGACGCUGAGAGGUAUCCCGGCAGUCAAAACAUUGCAGUUGGACAACAACCACCUAACAUGUGUGGACGAGGUGGCAGUCAGUAGCCUCAAGGAGUUAGAGAUACUGACUUUGAACAACAACAACCUGACGUCCCUGCCAGAGAACCUGUUCUCGGAGUUGUUCCGGCUGCGGACGCUGCGACUGUCGGACAACAACCUGAUCUGUGACUGCCACUUGUCCUGGUUGGCGAGGUGGCUGCGUCGUUUUCCUCGACUGGCGCUUUACACGAGAUGUUUCUCCCCCACACAACUCAAGGGACAGAACGUAGCUGACCUUCACGACCAGGAGUUCAAGUGUUCAGGUCUUGUGGAGAGGCCGAGCGGGGAGUGCCAGAGCGAGCCCCAGUGUCCACACCCUUGUCGCUGCGCUGACGGCAUCGUGGACUGCAGGGAGAAGGCGCUUGCCAAAGUGCCAGACCAUCUACCCGAGGGCACUACCGAACUGAGGCUCGAGCAGAACGACAUCACGGAGAUCCCUCCCAAAGCCUUCGCCUCGUACAAGCGACUGCGCAGAAUAGAUCUGAGCAAGAACCAAAUUUCUAAAGUGGCAGUGGAUGCUUUCUUGGGACUCAAGUCACUAACGUCUUUGGUUCUCUACGGCAACAAGAUUAAGGACCUUCCCGCAGGCGUCUUCCACGGCCUCUCUUCACUGCAGCUUUUGUUAUUGAACGCAAAUGAGAUCUCCUGCAUCCGAAAAGACACGUUCAAGGACCUCCAUGCACUCAACUUACUAUCUCUAUACGACAACAACAUUCAGUCCUUGGCCAAUGGGACCUUCGAUACCAUGCGGAGUAUCCAAACACUACACCUCGGUCGUAACCCCUUCAUCUGUGACUGUAACCUCCGCUGGCUCGCAGAGUACCUCCACCGCAACCCCAUAGAGACGUCCGGUGCUCGCUGCGAGACGCCCAAGAGAAUGCAGCGACGUCGCAUCGAGGCUCUUCGUGACGAGAAGUUCAAAUGUAAGGGUGUUGAAGAGUUCCGUACCAGGUUUGCUGGUGACUGUCUCAUUGAUAGCGUAUGUCCGAGUGGUUGCUCCUGUGAUGGUACUAUUGUUGACUGUUCUGGUCGAAGUCUGAAAGAGAUACCCAAAGACAUACCUAUGUACACAACUGAGCUAUUGUUGAAUGACAAUGAGAUUGGUCGUAUCAAGUCUGAUGGAUUAUUUGGACGAUUGCCAAACUUGGUCAAGUUGGAUUUACGUCGCAAUCAAAUCACUGGAAUUGAGCAGAAUUCAUUUGAAGGCUGUGCAAGGCUUUCUGAACUUCUGUUAGCUGAAAACAAGAUCAGAGAAGUUCACAACAAGAUGUUUACUGGGCUCCACAAUUUGAAAUCAUUGUCUCUCUAUGGAAAUGAAAUCACCUGUGUCAUGCCUGGUUCUUUUGAUUACCUCGCAAACCUCCAUACAUUGAAUCUGGUGUCGAACCCAUUCAUCUGCAACUGUCACCUGGCGUGGUUUGCUGAGUGGGUACGCAAGAGAGAGUUAGUGGCUGGUAGUCCGAGGUGUGCUGGGCCUGUACGAGUCAAGGAUGUAGCUAUACAUGAGCUGCCAGCUCACGAGUUCAAGUGUCUGAGUGAGAACGACCAGGGCUGCCUGGGAGAUAACUACUGUCCGCCCAAGUGUUCCUGUACUGGCACCAUAGUCAGGUGUAGCCGUGCCAAGCUCACAGAGAUACCCCGAGGCAUCCCCGCGGAGACAUCUGAACUGUACCUAGAUGUGAAUGAAAUCCAAAGCAUUCGUCAAGACAGAAUCAGUCACCUGAAGUCCCUCGUGAGAUUAGAUCUCAGCAACAACCAAAUAAACAUCCUGUCAAACUUCACAUUUGUCAACCUCAGCAAGCUGGAAACUUUAAUAAUCAGCUACAACAAACUGCAAUGCAUAGAGAGAGAUGCAUUAGCUGGGUUGAAAAUGCUUAAGAUUUUAUCUCUGCAUGGGAACGACAUUUCAAUGGUGCCUGAUGGAACAUUUUCAGAUCUACAUGCUAUUUCACAUUUGGCGCUGGGUUCCAACCCUCUGUACUGUGACUGUAGUCUGCGGUGGCUGGCAGAGUGGGUCAAGAGAGACUACGUAGAGCCAGGCAUUGCUAGAUGUGUGGAGCCACCCAGUAUGAAAGACAAGCUGUUACUCACUACUCCAGCGGUUGCCUUCCAAUGCAAGGGCCGUGUGAGCAGCGACAUACUGGCCAAAUGUAACGCCUGCUACACCAACCCUUGCUCCAACGAGGGAGUGUGCGAGCCGCUACCUGAGCGUCAGUACAACUGUCGUUGCUCCCCUGGCUACCACGGCAACCACUGCCAGUACAUGAUAGAUGCAUGCUACGGAAAUCCCUGUCGUAACUCUGGAACAUGCAAGUUGCUGGAGGAAGGGAGAUUUAGCUGUCACUGUGCUCCGGGCUACACCGGGAUACGUUGUGAGAGCAAUAUUGAUGACUGUCUGACCAACAAGUGUGAGAACAAUGCGACCUGCAUUGACCUGGUGCUGGCAUACGAGUGCAGGUGCUUACCUGGAUAUAUGGGUGAAUACUGUGAAAAGAAGAUCCCCUUCUGUACAAAGGAGUUCAACCCUUGCAAGAAUGGAGCAACAUGUGUGAACCACUUCACCCACUACACCUGUGAGUGUAAGCCAGGGUUCACAGGGGAGAACUGCACAGUGGACAUUGACGACUGCCAGAACCAUCUCUGUCAGAAUGGUGCAUCUUGUGUGGAUGGUGUCAAUGACUACAGCUGCAAGUGUACAGGAGAUUUCACUGGCAAGUUCUGUGAGAUACCUCCAAUGGUAGCGAUGCUAUACCCACAAACCUCCCCUUGUCAACACCAUGACUGCAAGAAUGGGAUAUGCUUCCAACCCAUGGGCUCUAACGACUACAUCUGCAAAUGUGCCCCUGGCUACACAGGUAAACGUUGUGAGUACUUGACAAGCCUCAGUUUUGUACACAACACCAGCUUUGUAGAGCUGGAGCCCCUGAGGACCAAGCCUGAGGCCAAUGUAACUGUCAUCUUCUCUACAACUCAGGACAAUGGAGUGAUCAUGUACGAUGGCCAAAACGAACAUCUUGCUGUAGAACUGUUUAAUGGCCGUAUCCGAGUCAGCUACGACGUAGGAAAUUACCCUGUCUCUACAAUGUACAGUUUUGAGAUGGUGGCUGAUGGGAAGUACCACGUGGUUGAAUUGUUGGCCAUCAAGAAGAACUUUACUCUGAGGGUAGACAGAGGUCUGGCUCGCUCCAUCAUCAACCAGGGAGAACAAGAGUUCCUGCGACUUACCUCACCCCUCUACAUUGGGGGUAUCCCUCCUGAGCCGGGACAAAACGCCUUCUCACAGUGGCACCUCCGCAACCUCACUAGUUUCAAUGGAUGUAUGAGGGAGCUGUGGGUGAACCACAAGCAAGUAGACUUCACCAACGCGGCUCGGCAGCAGAAGGUGACUCCAGGCUGCUCACUGAUGCAAGACGAGGACCAGAUGGUAGAGGAGGAAGGAGGGAGGAUAGAGCAAGAGGAGGAUGAGGACGAGGAGGAUGAGGACCCCUGCCGCAACAACCAGUGCCGCAGAGGAAGUAAGUGUGUCGCCAAGAGCCCGGGUGAAUACGUGUGCAAGUGCCAGCCAGGAUGGAGUGGCAAAUAUUGUGAACAGGCACCUACAUGUCGCAAGGAGCAGACCAGAGAGUACUACAGUGAGAAUGGCUGCAGGUCUCGCAAGCCCGUCAAGAUGGCCAAGUGCGAAGGAAGCUGCGGCUCCAGCUGCUGUCGCGCACGCAAGACUAAGAGGCGCAAAGUGCGUUUAAUAUGCAACGACGGGACACGAUACACCAAAGACGUGGAGAUCGUGCGCAAGUGCGCGUGCACCAAGAAGUGCUACUGACUAUCUGGCCCCUCCCACUCCACACAUGUAGCCUUGCCCCAUGUUCAACUCGACCCACCAGCUCUCAUCAGGCCUCACUGGACCACUACCAAUAGAUUCUUCUUUUAUUUUGUAUAUAUUUCCAUUGUCAGUAGCUUAUUUAUUAUUGUGAUGUGGUCGCUGUGUGUUUGUCUUUUCCUUCUCCUCCCGUAGGGUCGGCUCAUCUACAUGACAGCCUGCUAACCUAACCUCGCUAACAAAUUCUUUAUUUUUACAGUAACGAGAAAAAUGAAUGUUUAGCUUAGUUGUGAUUGUAUGCUUAAACUGUGAUAUGUCUUUUAUCUUUAUCGUUUUGAGCGCUAGCAACAAUAGUAAAUCUCUCUUUAUCGAUUUUUUGUUGUGUUAUUAGUUUUAACAAAACCUAGGUAAUAGAGUACGGUAAUUGCUAUAAGAUAUAAGAGACACUUAUUGAGUAUAAAAAAUAUAUUUUGGAUAGUGAGCAUUUAGUCAUACAUUUUGCCCCUCUUAAUAAACUUGUACCAUGAAAAAAAAACAAAAAAAACAAAAAAUAAAAUUUAAUUUACAGCAAAGAGUUUUAAAUGUUUCAUGUUCUAGACCAUGUUGUAAUAUAUGCUCUACAAAAAAUUAAACACAAACUAUCCACCCACUUGGAAACCAUUGACGCAAAUAUUGUUAGGUUAUUGUAAUUUUGUUAAACUUCCAAUACAAGAAAUAAAUCAAUUCAUACACCUUGACCUGUUUAAAUAUCAAUCAGUUAGGAAUCACUGCCCGUUGAUUUGAUUUUUUGAAUACGUCAUCUUCCAAUUGUGUAGUUUUUAUUUAUGUGUAGCAAGAGCCCUUUACUUGUGAACAGGAUUGCCAAAAAGUGUUACAUAUAGUUAAUUAAUUAUGUUUUAUAUCUGUUGGAUAAUAUUUCUUAAGAAAUAGCUAUCUAUUUGAUCGUAAUAAGUGGAAAAUCUCUUAAUCCAAACAAAUGACUGAUAAUUUCUUUUACAUUUAUCAAAAAUGAUUUGUCUCAACAUCUAUCAUCAUAGUUUGAAUGUUGAAUGGUUCCAUAAUACAACAUCAAACACAUUACUGGUAGCAGGCUGGAUUGAUAGAGUGGGCGAGCCACACAGUUUUGUAUUAUAUUUUGAGGGCAAAAAAAAUCUUGUUAUAAAAAUUUAGCUUAUUAUUUAUUAUUCAUACUUGUAUAAUUAUUAUAAGAAUAUUGUUUAAGUAUUCGUUAUAUGUGAAAAUUAUUUAUUGCUUUUAGUUGAUCUUAUGAAAUAUUUUAGUAGAAAAUUAGAAAACAUCACAUGACAGAAAAUGUAAAGAUGUUUAUAAUAAUUCUGUUGUAAAAUUGUUGUUUACAGUUAAAAAUUUGCGUCGAGAGUUGAAAAGUGUUUUGUGGAGUGAGACGAGUAGAGGAGGGGCCUUUAGUUUGCACCGUUGUCCGUGCCACCAGACUAAACUGAAACUACCGUGUACAUAGCAGGACAUGCUUCAGUGUUGCAUGGUUAGAUCUAGGUUUUUGUACAGUCUAAGCCGUGUUCCACUAGGGAACAGUUAUAUAUAUACGUACUUUAUUUCAUGUGUGUUGUGUUUAUUCAGUCUCACAUAUCUGUGUAAAAAUAUGAUGAUUUUUUGUUAAUAAGCAGAUGAUGUAGCGAGGUUCAAAUCCUACAGCGAAUUUCCACUGAAGUAUGAUUGUUAAAAUGACCGAAGCUAAAGAAACUUCAAAAUAGGAUGUUAACAGUAAUAUCUUGACAUUUUGGAUUAAAAUUAUUCCACCUCUGGAAGAUAACACAAUUAAAAUUCUAAUCCUAACUAUGCAUAUUUUAAAGAAAAUUUUAAAGUACAAAGCUUUAGUUUUAAGCAUUGAUUAAGCAAACAUAUUUUUAUUCCGUAGAAGAAUUCACAUCCAAACAAGUCAUAAUAUAGAAAUAUAAAUUCCAACCUAUAAACAACAUGCAGUGUGCUAAUAUUGGAAAUUCGCUAGAAUUCAUAAGUCAAAUAGUAAAACUGUUGGUUUACCACAACUGUUCCUACGUAUUAAUAUUGUCAAUUUUAACUCUUCGUAACAUCAUAGCUGUGGAUUUAUGUUGUGAAACAUGUCAAGUACAAACUAAUAAUGAUAGGAGUUUAUUGUUUGAGUUUGAUUUUGCAAGGUCAAAUACUGCCAUUUUCUUUACUUUUAUAAGCUAAUGAAAAUUAAAUCUUUUUCAAUAGUUACUUUGCUAACUUAUGUGUAUGUGUCUAUUUUAUUUUUGUACGUUUACACCCCCUUAGUUGAUGGUCACAUCACUUAAACGAUCCUAAUAUAUGUGCUGUACAGUUUUAAUAUGAAUUAAUUUUAACAGGGUAUUUAAACCCAUUUGUUGUCAUGCCUAAUAGUUUUAACGAUUUCAGUAGACUUUUGAAUCAAGACUUAUUUGUAAGUAGUGGUUUUCGUAAAAUACUGGUUAUGACAAUAGAGUUUUAAAGCAUUCAUCACUGAUGUAUAAGACUAGAAGGCUAUUUAAAGUUGUAUACAAAAUAUACGUUGUUUAAAUUAAUAUAUUAUCAUAGACAUCAUAAAUUUUUACAUGUGCAUUUAAAAUGUGAAAUUGUAAAUUGUUUUGAAAUAUACAUUGAACAGUU
Macrosteles quadrilineatus (aster leafhopper) is the source of this 7126-nucleotide messenger RNA. RefSeq names its product protein slit (gene sli). The transcript is spliced from 33 exons. Gene Ontology annotation, molecular function: Roundabout binding; calcium ion binding; heparin binding. The record is from RefSeq and is a predicted model, not a curated record. Lineage: Eukaryota; Metazoa; Arthropoda; Insecta; Hemiptera; Cicadellidae. Gene Ontology annotation, biological process: axon guidance. Bases 113 to 4504 code for a protein of 1463 amino acids.